GUCCGGUACUUCAACCUCUGCCGCGUGGAGAAGGUCGAGCGCGUCGGCAACGGCCACCACGGCAAGGAUCAGAAGGGCACCGGGAAGAUGGGCAACGGCGCCGGCUUCUACGGCAAGGACAACACCUUCUGUGGGCCCUGUCCCACCGUGGAACAAUCCUCGCAGCAGCAGCAGACGUAUCCCAUGUGCAAAAGCAUCGUACUCGACGUCGUCCUAAUCGCUAUCGCAAUCAUGCAAGAUGACAAGCCAUCUUGUCGACCUAAAUCAGCAUGGCAAAUUUCAUUUGUCAUCAUGCUGGGCGAAUUUGUAUUUGUAUCUAUAGCGAUUACUUCUACGUACUACCGUGACAUCAAAGAACCUUUUGCAUUGCAUAAGAUGCACAAGACGCAGGUCCUGAUCACGCACGAGGAAGCGCGGCUGGAAGCCACGGACCGCGAGAUCGCCGAAGUGCAGC
Molecule: messenger RNA, 454 nt
Organism: Amoebophrya sp. A120
Lineage: Eukaryota; Dinophyceae; Syndiniales; Amoebophryaceae
Source: the annotation of a GenBank genome assembly